Molecule: messenger RNA, 2130 nt
Organism: Peromyscus maniculatus bairdii (prairie deer mouse)
Lineage: Eukaryota; Metazoa; Chordata; Mammalia; Rodentia; Cricetidae
Gene: Rbm15b
Product: RNA binding motif protein 15B
Molecular function (GO): RNA binding
Source: RefSeq, a predicted model, not a curated record
UGCGGCGGCCGCGGCGGCCGUGGGGCUGUCCCGGGAGCGGGCCUUGGACUACUACGGGCUGUACGACGACCGCGGGCGCCCCUACAGCUACCCGGCCGUGUGCGAGGAAGACCUGAUGCCCGAGGACGACCAGAGGGCCACCCGAAACCUCUUCAUCGGGAACCUGGACCACAGCGUAUCCGAGGUGGAGCUCCGACGGGCCUUCGAGAAGUACGGCAUCAUCGAGGAGGUGGUCAUCAAGAGGCCUGCCCGGGGCCAGGGUGGUGCCUAUGCCUUCCUCAAGUUUCAGAACCUGGACAUGGCACACAGGGCCAAAGUGGCCAUGUCCGGCCGGGUGAUUGGCAGAAACCCUAUAAAGAUAGGCUACGGCAAGGCUAACCCCACCACCCGCCUCUGGGUGGGUGGCCUGGGACCCAACACCUCGCUGGCGGCCCUGGCCAGGGAAUUCGAUCGCUUUGGGAGCAUCCGGACCAUCGACCACGUCAAAGGAGACAGCUUUGCCUACAUCCAGUACGAGAGCCUGGACGCAGCCCAAGCCGCCUGCGCUAAAAUGAGGGGCUUUCCCUUGGGUGGUCCAGAUCGCAGGCUCAGGGUGGAUUUUGCCAAAGCGGAAGAGACUCGCUAUCCCCAGCAGUACCAGCCCUCACCUCUCCCUGUGCACUAUGAGCUGCUCACUGACGGGUAUACGCGGCAUCGAAACCUGGACGCUGACCUUAGGGUGCGGGAUAGGACCCCUCCGCACCUGCUGUAUUCAGACCGAGACCGGACCUUUUUGGAAGGGGACUGGACCAGCCUCAGUAAAAGUUCGGACCGCAGGAACAGCCUGGAGGGGUACAGCCGCUCAGUGCGCAGCCGGAGUGGUGAACGCUGGGGAGGAGAUGGGGACCGGAGCGUAGCCAAGCCCUGGGAGGAGAGACGCAAGCGGAGGAGCCUCUCCAGUGACCGCGGAAGGACAGCCCACUCCCCUUAUGAGGAACGGAGCAGGACCAAGGGUGGGGGGCAGCAGUCUGAGCGAGGCUCGGACCGCACCCCUGAGCGUAGCCGGAAGGAGACCCACUCCAGUGACGGGACCAAGGAGUCAGGCAGCAACUCCCUCAGCAACAGCCGGCAUGCCGAGGAGAGGGGCCUCCACCACCACCACCACGAGCCUCCCGACUCUUCCCACGGGAAAAAGACCAGAGAGAGUGAACGCAAUCAUCGGACCACGGAGGCAGAGCCCAAGACUCUUGAAGAGCCAAAACACGAGACCAAAAAGCUAAAGACUCUUUCCGAGUAUGCUCAGACGCUGCAGCUGGGUUGGAAUGGGCUUCUAGUUUUGAAAAACAGCUGCUUUCCAACAUCUAUGCACAUCCUAGAGGGGGACCAGGGAGUUAUCAGCGGCCUCCUCAAAGACCACACUUCUGGCAGCAAGCUGACCCAGCUCAAGAUCGCCCAGCGCCUUCGACUGGACCAGCCCAAGCUGGACGAGGUCACCCGCCGCAUCAAGCAGGGGAGCCCUAACGGCUAUGCAGUGCUCCUGGCCAUCCAGUCCACCCCCAGUGGGCCUGGCACUGAAGGGGUGCCCACGGUGGAGCCAGGCCUACAGAGGCGGCUUCUCAGGAACCUGGUCUCCUACUUGAAACAGAAGCAGGCUGCGGGGGUGAUCAGCCUGCCGGUGGGUGGGUCUAAGGGCAGAGACAGCACGGGCAUGCUCUAUGCCUUCCCGCCCUGUGACUUCUCACAGCAGUACCUCCAGUCAGCUCUGAGGACACUGGGCAAGCUGGAGGACGAACACAUGGUGAUCGUUAUUGUCCGGGACACUGCCUAGCCCACCUGUUCCCUCCAGCCGCGCGCGUGUGUCACAGAAGCAGUUCUUUUACAAAUCUGCUCCCUCCUCGACCUACCUUACUCCCUUGGUUUGAAUUCUUGCUGGUUUGUUCUGGUUCAUUGGGUGGCAUCCUGUCCACCGCUAAAACUCAGUUCUCGGGUCUGGGGCUUUUUGUUUUUUACAAGAAGAAACUCCUAUUAUGUUUCCUGUGUAUGAGAUACUGUCUGCUGUAUUCUGUAUUUUUUUAUUUUUAUUUUUUUGACUAACUGUAUGGAAAGUUGUCAGUAAAGCCUUUGUCGGGAUGAAUUUUUCAUCCGACCAUA